AUUUCCAUGACAUCCCUGACAGAACCAAAUGAAGUUUCCCAGAUAAUCUGGUAGGGCUUCUCAAUCUCUGUAGGCAGUCCAAUCAAAACCUUCUAUUAUUAAUUUACUAGAAUCACUGGAAUCUCACAAGAAUGAGAAAAUAAUUAGCCAAUUAUUCAAUAAAAGGCUUUUCAUUAUAUCUGGAACUUUUUCCUUAUAUCUUCGUGACAUUUUUUAUUUUUAAGCAGGUCUUAGAAUGGUAAUUUGAAAAACAUUUCGCACAUAUCUAGAAUAUAAAUACAUUACAUUGAUGAUGUUACAUUAAAUUCCAUUCAGAUUCUGCCCUUUAAGUGGGACACUUUAAUUUGUGGGGGGUGGGGGUGUUGAAGCUCAGGAACCGGGCAGGCAGGCCAAUUAACAUUUGAGUCACUUCUUGUCACGAGCAACUAACAGUGGUGACGAUCUCACAUUGACACAUGCGACUUACCAGCACACAGGCGGCCUUAAUUGUUAUGGACGUAGAGUUCAUCCACUAUUUACAGUUACAAGAGUACCUUAAAUUAAAUGAAUAGCAUCUCUCUUUAUUUGGGCAGGUGACGGGCACUGCCACAACUCCCAGGACCCCAUUCUCAUGGUUCCGUAUUAUUUCCUCUCAAAAUCAAAGUCAGUCAUCAUGACAUCACUGGCUUUUUCCUGAUGACAGAUCACCAUCCUCAUCAUCACUUUUCACACUCAUCCCACCUCCGCAAUCCCUCGCAACCAAUCAGGUCUGCUCAUUUGCCAGCUAGAGGGGUAUAUAUAUAGCAAAAGAACUGGCUGCACGAAGCCAAACCCAGUGUUUAGGAGUUCGCUGUAUGUUUUGACCGCUUUCAUCGUAUCAGAUACCCAGGUCACCACAGGGAGAAGAUGUGGCGCUUUCAGCUACAGGUGCUGCUUGUGACUCUCUUUGCAUCGGUCCUACAGCCCAUGGUGAACGGGGCCCCACAGAGAGACGCCCUGGACGAUAUGUCACAAGCAGAAGUCACUGAAGACAGUCAGGAUUUAUCCCACAUGCUGUUGCUGGAAAUUUUAUCCAGUGUAAUGACUCAGGUGGAUAACGAGGUCAUGCCUGGGAUGAAGGAACUGGAGUUUCAGCGGAAAGCGGUACGUCAGUUGCCGCUGUCUCAGCGAGAGCGUAAGGCUGGCUGUCGGAACUUCUUCUGGAAGACAUACACCUCAUGUUAAUCUACUAUGCGAUGUAAUCCGUGUGUCAGUUAUUUCAUGACCCAUUUGAGUCUGGUUAUGUUACCUGUUUGAGAUGUAUAAGCUAUUGUAAACGGCAUGUUUUAAUACACAACAAGCUUUGCCUAACUUCACUGGUGCAGAGAUCUUUCUGUUCACCUUUGUGGUCAGUCUUCUUCCAUUUAAAUAACUGCUCUUUAUUGAUCUAUAGCUGAUGGCAUCUUUAGGUCAGUUCCCUUUCUCUAAAAAAAAAAUAAAGAUAAAAGGAAAAAUGCAUCCGAGCUGGAUGUGAGUCAUUGAAGAAAGAGCGACUAAUCUUACGCAACCAGUUGCAAAGAAUGACCAUCACCAACCUCCGGUAGCUACUGUACAAUGAAGAGAACUUUUUUUCAGUUUAAAAUCUGCUUCAAAAGCAGGAGCAGUAUCUAAU
Paramormyrops kingsleyae is the source of this 1630-nucleotide messenger RNA. It is a transcript of the gene sst5, whose product is annotated as somatostatin 5. The record is from RefSeq and is a predicted model, not a curated record. Gene Ontology annotation, molecular function: hormone activity. Gene Ontology annotation, biological process: regulation of cell migration. Lineage: Eukaryota; Metazoa; Chordata; Actinopteri; Osteoglossiformes; Mormyridae. Gene Ontology annotation, cellular component: extracellular region.